CUCUACUGCUCGAUGUAAAAUACACAAAAAGAAACGAGACUUGUAUACAAUGUCUUGUUAUCAUGAUGGUAAACCCAUAUGUUGUGACACACCGUGUAAAUGUGAUCUAAAUCUGCUGAGUGCAACAUGUACAACGCAAGAAAAAAGCAUGGAGUGCAGUUGUGCGGGUGGUUCUGGUGAUAAUCCAGUGCUUAACUUUUGUUUUAAAAAUACGUGCCUCCACAAAACUAACAAGACAGGUUGUGAUUUUACGGCUGGUGAUACAUGCUAUAUUUCUACUGAAGGGGUAACAGAUGGAAAAGGACAAGAACGAAAAAGCAAACAAGUCAACAACAAUGAAGGGCCGUCCUUUGGCUUAUGGAUUUUCAUUAGUUGCAUUAGUGGCAUUUUCCUCGGCAUUUUGAUCAGCUGGAUAUACUGCUAUUUAACUCGAAAGUACUCCAUAUGCGGUUCAUGCUGUGAAAACCAAAAGAAACUUGACCACAAAAGAAAAGGAAGUUCUUCAGAGGAUAAAGUUAAAGAGUCAGAAACAACGGAUGACGAGGACCAAGAUGAAAUCAAACAAGAAGAGCCAUGUCUUCAACAACAUAGAAAGUUAGACAGGGUGCAGUAUGUGUGCCAAAGGGUUUCUUCAACUUCAGGUUCAGAAUCAGAACCUUCUGGUUCAGUAAAAUGUAACUUCUCUCCUACUCAAGAAAUAUAAGGCAGAGUGGUAAAUGCAUGAUUAGCAGUACAGACAGAGAGAGGACUGUAACACUAUAUUGACCAUCAAUUUUAUAAUUGUGCAUUAUCACUUUAACACUUUAUCUCUGUUUAUUCAGCUAUUUAAAAAAAACUGCCAGUUGCAAAUUAAAUAUUACUGUCACCAAACA
Messenger RNA from Sinocyclocheilus rhinocerous, 872 nucleotides. RefSeq lists its product as uncharacterized. The coding region runs from base 50 to 703 and encodes 217 amino acids. The transcript is spliced from 7 exons. The record is from RefSeq and is a predicted model, not a curated record. NCBI's taxonomy places the organism in Eukaryota, Metazoa, Chordata, Actinopteri, Cypriniformes, Cyprinidae.